AUAUAUUCACAUGAGAAGCGAAGCCCCUUUGCUUAAGAGAAAAGCAUCACUGCACCAACUUGGUAAGUACCGCGAGCUAGGCUCUACCUCACUCGUCAAUGCCGUCUUUCAUCGACGGCCCCAGUCUCCGGUCGCUGCUCCGGCCGUCCACCAACGGGCGCCGGUCGAAGAUCGCAGACAGCGCUGGCGGCGGCGGCGGCAGAGGAGGAUCAGGGGGUGGCCAUGGAGGGAUCUUCAAGAUGUUCAAGCUCAUGCCGAUGCUGUCGUCCGGGUGCAAGAUGGUGGCGCUUCUCGGCAAGCACAACCGGGCGCUCCUCGCCGACCACGCCACCACGGUGACGCUGUUCGGGCACCGCCGCGGCCGCGUGAGCCUGGCCAUCCACGAGGACACCCGCGCGCCGCCGGUGUUCCUCAUCGAGCUGCCCAUGUUGACGAGCGCGCUGCACAAGGAGAUCGCGUCCGGGGUGGUGAAGCUCGCGCUGGAGAGCGACACCCGCAGCGCGCGACGCCGGCUCGUGGAGGAGUACGUCUGGGCCGUGUUCUGCAACGGACGCAAGGCCGGCUACUCCAUCCGCCGGAAGGAGGCCUCCGACGACGAGCGCCACGUGAUGCGCCUGCUGCGCGGCGUGUCCAUGGGUGCUGGCGUGCUGCCGGCCGCGCCCGAGCAGGAGGGCGGCGUGCCCGCGGGCCCGGACGGGGAGCUCACGUACGUGCGCGCACGAGUCGAGCGCGUCGUCGGCUCCAAGGAUUCGGAGGCGUUCUACAUGAUCAACCCCCACGAGGGCGGCGUCCCCUCCGACAGUAGGGGCGGCGACGACGGCAGCGCGCCGGAGCUGAGCAUUUUCCUAGUGAGGAUGAAAUGAGCAAAGUAAUUAAAGACGAGUAAUUCAUCUCAUGCAUAUAUAUACUUCAUUUUCCUACUCGUUUUGGAAUUCGGAUUUGGAUACCCUCAGAUCAGAGGUACGUUCCACGAUAUACUGGACCAUAUAUAGAGAGAGUAUAAUUUUAGCAAGUUGAAUGUGUAUCUAUCUCCAUGGUAGACAAGUAAUUUUGUACCACGUCACAUGGUGAUCGAAUUGACGUUGCAAGUUAAUGUAGUUGAUUGAAAUUUA
Molecule: messenger RNA, 1112 nt
Organism: Lolium perenne
Lineage: Eukaryota; Viridiplantae; Streptophyta; Magnoliopsida; Poales; Poaceae
Product: protein MIZU-KUSSEI 1
Biological process (GO): hydrotropism
Source: RefSeq, a predicted model, not a curated record